Quercus robur (English oak) is the source of this 711-nucleotide messenger RNA. Its product is annotated as vinorine synthase-like. The transcript has 2 exons. The coding region runs from base 1 to 711 and encodes 236 amino acids. The record is from RefSeq and is a predicted model, not a curated record. NCBI's taxonomy places the organism in Eukaryota, Viridiplantae, Streptophyta, Magnoliopsida, Fagales, Fagaceae.
AUGAGCUUUGACAAGGCAUGGCAAGCAAGUGGGCUGGACCACACGGUAAGGCACCCAACAAAAGGAAAUUCCUUUGUGGAGUGUGAUGAUGAAGGUGCUAGCUAUGUGGAAGCUAGAGUCAACAUUGAUCUCUCAGAGAUUCUACAAAACCCAGAUAUGAAUAUACUGAUGCAGUUUCUUCCUCUUAACCCUUACAAGGUGAAUGAUAAGGGAGUUCCUUGCAUUGGGUUAUGCAUUUCACAUAGGAUUGUUGAUGGUGCAACGUUUGCAACUUUCCUCAAUGCAUGGUCCGAGGCUUCAAAGGGUGCAACACAAACCAUCAUUCCCUCUUUUGAUUUGGCUUCAUUAUUCCCACCAAAAGAUAUAAAUGUGCAAGCGCCUCAUGGUGUGAUCAGUGAAGAGAAAACGGUAACAAAGGGAUUUGUAUUUGAUGCAAGAAGCUUGGGUCUUCUUAAAGCCAAGGUUGGCCUCAGUGGCGGCCAUGCCAACCCAUCACGUGUCGAAGCAGUAACCUCUCUUAUAUGGAAAACCGCCUUGUCUGUAACUAGAGAAAAGCUAAGGAAGACUAGUAUAUCAUCUACUUUGUCCCAUACGGUGGACUUAAGAGGAAGGAUGGUCCAACGUUUGCCGGAGCAUUGUUGUGGUAACCUUUGGCAAUUGGCUAUUGCAUCAUUGACUAAGGAGGAAAGCAACAUAUAUAGAUUUACAUGA